AAACCAGCGAACAAAAAAUCGGACGACGCCCUAGCUCCCUCCGCCCGCGGGUCGCCCGCUCCCUCGCGCCCCUGUUGCUCCCUCCUCGAUCCCGAUCUGGAUCGAGGGGACGAGGAGCUCCUGCCUCCCCGACGGCCGACCUCCUCCUCGCCCCGCCGCUGCGUCCGGCGCCGCCACGGCCUCUGGAGCCAGGGAAGCCAUGGCCUGAGCUCGGCCUCGAGGUCCCCGCCGCCGUCUCCUGCAGCUUCUGCCCCGCCGCCUCACCGCCCGAGCUCGCCGUCGCACCAACCUCGGCGCCGCGCCGCCGCCGGCUCUGGUCGCCUCCACCUCCGCGCCGUGAGGAACCCGCCACACGCGUCAAGGCGAGGCGCCUCCUGGGCUCCGUCCGUUUCCAGAGCGAGCGCCCGCGAAUACCUAGCUAGCCGCCGCCGUCGUGACCGUUCCAGCCACCGCCAAGGCCACACUUCCUCUUCCACCUCCGCGUACUCCUGGUUGCAGCCCCAGCUCUUCACGGGCAGGGAGAGAAGGGGGGCAUGAUCGGCGGGGCAGAGUUCUUUCGGAAGGACAGCGUGGUGGGCAACAUGGACGGAUACCUCAGCUACCUGUCCCUCGAGUAUGACUUCGUCUCGGACACCAAUCCUGCUUGGGUAUCUUCAUUUUGGAAGCAGGAAUCCUUUCCUCAUAAGAUGGAUGAGCUGUAGUAUUAGGAAUUCAUGCCUUCCAGCUCUAAUUUUUUCGCAUUGUUGGUGUAUGCUGGGAGUCACAUUAUUAUGCUGCUAGCAAACAGUAGGAUUGGAAGUCUUACUCUGUAGGUUAGUAAUAUCUUUUCCACUAUACCGAGGUUCAGCAAUUUAAUUCGUAUUAAGGUCACACAAGCAGUUUGGUUUUCAGAUUUGUCUUGACAAACAUAUUUGGUUCAGCAAUUUAAUUCAUAUUAAAGUCACACAAGCAGUUUGGUUUUUAGAUUUGUCUUGACAAACAUAUUUUGCAGAUUAUCCUCACAUAUGAAAUUGAUUUCUGCAAGUUCCUUUCACUUCUUAUUUAUUUCUUCACUUGGUUAUGAUGUACUGCUAUUCGUUUUCAUGAUGAUUCAUGCGUUUUGUAGUUUUCACUGACAGAAUCUUGUCUUGAAACAAGAUUGGUUCCCAUUGUUACAGUGAAGUAGCUACCAAGCAGCGAGGCCAUCGAGUGACACGAGACCGCGGGACGGCGUGAGAAGAAGCAGGGGGUGUCUGGCGGGAUGGAGAAGACCACAGGGAAGUGUGGCGAUGGAGUGCAAUCCCGAAGAAGAAGAACAUUGCAAAGAAAGACCCUGGCCAAGUGCCACCCAAUUCUCUUUCACCGACCCAUCUAAUGGCCAUCAAUUCAAUUGGUCCAAGCUGUUGUGUUGACCUUCCCAUUGAUCCACUACAUCCUCGCUCAGCUGGUUCUGCUAUGUUUCUUCUCCAUGGCAUUGCUGGUUGCCGGCGUGCCUGACAUCGCGCCUUAUGUGACGUGACAUGAUGCUCCUCUACGUGUUCUUCUCACCCCGGUUUCCAUGAGGAGAGAUGUUGUUCUGUGGUUCUGUAGUUCUACUCCAUAGCAAUGAUGGAGUCGCCUCCAUAUGGAUAGCAAUUAUCUCGGGAUCAUGAGAGCUGUCUACGCAACGGCCAGGGGGCAUAUGCUUCUCCUAGCACUAAGACCUCCAUCCUAUUUGAGCCAGAAUGGCUUUGGUGCCCUCUCUCGCUCAUUGUGAGGCCGUGCAUGCUUGCCAUGUUGUGGCUACGAAAUCUCAGACUGAGUCGCUUCGGUCGGGCACUAUUCAGGUACAACUCACUUUCCUCCACCAUUGUUGGUUGCUGUGCAUCACAGGCUUGACGAAAUUUCAUUGAUGGUGUCGAUCUUGCUCUUGCUAGACCCUCCUUGUUAUAAAUCAUUAUUGGAUUCUAGCUAGGGCCUUAGGAAUUGAUAAUUUCUUGAUUGUAUCGCUGAAAAUGUAGUUCUUACAAGAUUCUCAUUGCCAAAUUGUUAUGGCAGCAUGAGUGAAAAUAUGUUCCUUUUAAAUGCUUAGAUUCUAUAGAGACCUAUGAUGUAUAUCCUAAAUUACUGUAUUGUGUGCUUUUGUAAAAUAAACUGUAUUGAUUCAAUUUAUAUAUUUAGUACAAUGGUUUUGCUCACAUCACAAAUAUCUAACAACAAGAGUGAUUACUGAAAGCAUAAAAUAUAUUUCAAUUUCUAGGCCGCUACAUUAUUUUGAAACAUGAGCUUUUUUAAAACUGAGUGUUUGACGUAGCUUGUUGUUAUUGUCAAAAUGAAAUAGCGAGUAUAUAUUUGUUGCUUUUUGUUUAGGAAAGUGAAAAAAACAAGAUGCCGUUUGUAUGCCAGGAAUGGCAUAUGUGAACGACUCAAGUGGUAGUUUUUAGGGUAGGGGCAAGGGGCAUUUUUUAUAAACUGCCAUGGCAGUUCUUUAAUUUAGUGCAAUUUUUUGAGAAACAGCCAUCCACAGGAUCUUGAUUGUGCGGUUCUGUGUGUGUUCACUGGGACCUCAUCACCAGCGAACGUUCGCCGGGUAUUGUUCAACAUGGCUCUAAUGAUUCAAUCAAAUUUCAUUGCAAAGUAUACUGGACCAGGCUUUCCUUCUUUCUAAUGCGGUGUUAGUUGGCAUUAAGUUGUGAAAUCCAAAUCCAUACAUUUACAGUUCUUGUUGUUCUAAUUACACAAGUAUUUUCACUUUUUUUUGUUAACUAAUCUUCACACCGAACACCAUCUCAGUAACCAGACCUGAUAUAGUACUUAGUUUUGGCAUUAGACACAACAACUUUGACAUUGAUAAUUUCCUCAUAUAUUUAGUAGGACAAUAAACUUGUCUAGCAUUUCAUUAUGAGUUGCAGGCUCUGAAAAUAAAUGUAUGUGCCCCCUAAAUGAUCAAACGUGUGGUUUUGGAAUUAUGCAUGCUGACAUGCAUUGGCAAUCAUUAUUCAACAGUAUUCCUUUUCACUGAAAUAUAACCAUGUAAUGCUUACGAUUUAAUCUGGUUAUCUAGACAACUAAAUGGGUUAAUGUUAUGCUUAGUAUCUUUUGGCAUAUGUAAUGCAUGGAAGGAAACCAGUGUCUUUUGAUAGGGAUUUCUGGAGGUAACACGCCUCUGACUGUAUGCACUGAAUUUCAGAUGCUCUGUUUAGAAGAUGUCUUCUUCAGUAGUACUACAUAUUUUUAUGAUUUCCUGUAACUUGCUGAUAUGGCACUGGUUUGCCGCAUGGUGUGCUACAACUACACUCCAGGGGAAUAUUUGUUCAGAAUCUUCAGUCUUGUAAUUUUCUCCUUGAUGACAAUGACCAUGCUGUGCUGGGGGAUUUGGGAUUCCAUCCUUGCUGUUUGGACUUCCGCUGCCAAAUCCAGAUCUUAUCCAAAGACUUGGGACUCCAAAUUACAUGCCCCAGAACAUUGGCGACCAAACAUCAGAGGCCCAAUUAGUUACGAGACUGACUCAUUGGGGUUUCCCUUGGAGCAUUCUUGAGAUGUUCAGUGGCGUUCAGACUUGGUGUGCCAAAUCACCAGAUGAGAUUUAUCAGUCAGUUGUCCUGAAGAAAGAGAAACCGAUGUUCCUGUACAAUUUACCUACGGAGGUCGCUAAUGUCCUCUCUGGCUGCUAUGAGUAUGAAUUUCAGGAUCACUCCUUGAUGUUAGAUAUCUUACAGUCAUUUGAAAUGUAACAUGCUAAAACUCUGUUUCUGCUUCUGCCUUGUUAACUUACAUAAUUUGGUUAAACUGCCAUGGAUGGGUGAUUUUACCAUAUUUCAUUUUCAUAUUUGCUUAUAUUAUAUUGUACAAACUACAAGCAUUAUUGAAGUUUGUCACAUGAAAGCAUGGAACUGCUUUCUUAGCUGUGUCGUUUAUAGUCAUAUAUGGUCAAUGCAGGUUUAUUUUCCUCCAGAGCUUACUUUUACUAUGUCCUGGUACUGGUUUUCUCUGCAGGUUUCUCUACAUUAGCUUUGUGUAUUCAAAUUUUUUGUUCCUGACAAGAAGUGCAUUGCACAUGCACACUUAUAUGAACAAGCCUUACAUGAUUUGCUCUUUUACUGAUGGACUGAGGAGGUCAGAGAUGUAUAACAGCCGUAUUGAUCCAAAUGACAAGUACGGCAGUGCUAACCUGCUUACCUAGAAUUUUACCACAUCCUAAGACUUGCAAAUCUGUAUAAUAGGAAUGGCUAGCUGUUUUCUGGUCUACAACCGUGACAUCUGGUGGCAUCUCUCACCAUGUCUGCACAUAGUGUUUAGUCAUGAUUCUUGCAUACUGUCGAGUCUCGAGAAGGGCGUGACAUUUUUUCCUGAACUGAUUUCUAUUUUUUUUUUGCUUACCGGUUGAGCUCGGUUUCAACUCUUACCUGAGUAGUUGAUAGGAAAGCCUGAUGCAGGUGUAUGGAAAUUAUGCAAUUCCAUGAGGUUUGGAGUUGUCCAGUAUACUACUGAGGCCUACAUAUUUUGCUGAUGCAGGUUGGAGGUGACACAUGAACGCUGGCAACGCAAAAUAGCAGAUAUAAAAUAACUGCAGCUCAGGCCAUGUAGUUCUACAACAACCAAGGAAGAAGUCCGUUUUUUAAGCCGACCUUGGCCAAGCAUUUAAGCUUAUAUGGUUGCUCUCUAUUUUUCAGAGGUGCGUGUACUGAGGACGCCCAUGAUUUAGGGCCAAAAAUCUAGACAAAGUGACAAAACUUUGUACGAGACUUACUUGAAGCCAAGGAGGUCAGGGGAGGAGGACAACAAGGCUGGGGAGCGAGGCGGAGACCGACGGGGAAGAGAAUGAUCAAGCAUGUAAAUCUAGAGCACAAGCUCGUGAUUUAUCAAGGGAGUGGCACUGCCGCCGGAUUAGAAAAUCAUAUCUCACGUUAAGGUGCUGGGGCAGCUUCUUCUUCAGAGAUGUUUCUAGGUCUGUUGAAUCCGCAUGUCCCACAUGGAAAAUUGCUAGCUGUGGUGCUUGUGGCCGCUUGGACCUCCAUUGCUGCUGCUGGUUCGUCGCCUAGUGAGCAGGCAUGGAGCAGCCAGAAAUCUUUCAAUUGCAUGCCCUGCUCUAUGACAUACGUUUCUGAUGCAUAUCCCGGCACCUUGACGCCACCGCUUGCUCAACAUAUUGACUUAGCUGACGUACCUGAUUCUUCUGACUUGUGCAAAGGACUCACUAAUGACCCUGAUGUGCCUGUGCUUUUGGAAUCGCACCGGCAACUUGUUGGUGAAGGUUCCCACCGCCGUCUUGUCUAUUCCAUGAAAUUUGGUAACAGCGAAGAUACUUUGGUAAAAUUCCUUGAUGGCUAUGAUGCGAAUCUUGUGAUAAUUGAGAGCCUCCCUAGUGGGGUCUUUGUUGACCCAUUCGAGCUACAUCAUUUUGUUGAACGAAAAGUUUUUCUUGAUGUUGCUGUUUUUGGAGACACAAACCUGGAACUCCCCUCAGCUCUGUCCAACCGGUCAGCUGUUGAGAUUCAUUUUGAUCUCAAGCCAAGCACAUCAAUGAACUGUAACCUUGUGAUGGAGCUUCCUCUCCAUGCUAGAUACCCACCUCUCGACGCCAGUGGUUACGCAAGGGUUGAGUUGGUCAGCCCUGACCUGCUCCUGCGUUACAGAAGAAAGGAAACCCAUCCUGAUUCCUGCCUGUGGAUCCUCCAGAAUCUCGACGCCGCGCCUGUGGAGAAAGCCACGUAGCGCAUACCCUGUGGCGACGAGGCGCACACAGGAUUUGUAUCUAGCCUCACUUUCAUUUUGGCUCUGGUUUGCUCCAUGUCCAUAGUCCUAGCAGCCUCCCUUGUUUCUUGAUGCAAGUACUGGAAUCGCGAGGCAUGAUGCAUUGGUCUACUUCAAAAGUCAGAUUGCUCUCACAGGUUUUUGCACGUCCAUAUUCAGAGGAAACCAAGUACGGGAAAAAGAGCAUCAGUUGCAUGCUUGGUGUUUGCCCAAUGUUUUUGGCAAUCUUUUAAAGAACUAUGUGGUUGUAAAUUGCCUAGCUUACAUCCUGCUACUUGGUCACAUGACUUGCUUGAUAAUGCCUUUUGUCCACAGGAGCUCUGUCGUGCUAUCCUUUGCGGCAUGUGGGCGAUCUGGACCCUCAGAAAUAAAAGAUACCAUGGGGAGAUGGCAUCAGAUAUGAUCCAAACAUCAAAUUCUGAUGCAAAGGAGAAAGAAGAAGCUAGAAUCAUUAAAUGGAAACGCCGCCCUGUAGGUUUUGUAAAGGCGAAUGUUGAUGCAUCUUUCAAUUUGGAUACUCGACAAGGAGCCACAGGGGUGAUCAUUCGGGAUGACCAGGGUUGGGUUAUUGCAACAAGGAACAAAUGGUGUGAAGCCCUCCCUAAUAUUAUCACUGCUGAAGCUCUUGCUCGCGGGGACGGAGCAGAUCUAGGGUGCAACCUGGACCUGCUGAAGGUGAUUAUGGAAAUUGAUAGCCUUGAGUUGAUUAAUUUGUGGCGUAGUAGGAACGUUAAUAGUUCGUGUAUCCUCCCUAUGGUGUAUCAAAUCCAAGAUCUUGCUAGGGUGUGUAUAUCUUUUGAGCUUAAU
Triticum aestivum (bread wheat) is the source of this 6519-nucleotide messenger RNA. RefSeq names its product phosphatidylinositol-glycan biosynthesis class X protein. NCBI's taxonomy places the organism in Eukaryota, Viridiplantae, Streptophyta, Magnoliopsida, Poales, Poaceae. Gene Ontology annotation, biological process: GPI anchor biosynthetic process. Bases 4897 to 5673 code for a protein of 258 amino acids. The transcript has 8 exons. Gene Ontology annotation, cellular component: endoplasmic reticulum membrane. The record is from RefSeq and is a predicted model, not a curated record.